Messenger RNA from Phytomonas sp. Hart1, 858 nucleotides. NCBI's taxonomy places the organism in Eukaryota, Euglenozoa, Kinetoplastea, Trypanosomatida, Trypanosomatidae. The record is from the annotation of a GenBank genome assembly.
AUGGGCGCCGCGGCCCUACAAGCCCAAACCCGCACCGGCCUCGUCAUGUACACCCCCAAGGCCGACGUCAUUCUCGAUAAGUUUGAUUUUAUGAAGGCCUACAACAACUUCCGCGAUCGUUCCGGGCGGGUUCCGGAUCAAUAUAUCGAUAAAUACCGCGCUACCUACUGGCGCGUCGACGAGUACAUUCGCCGCUCGGAGGAUUACAUCCAAUCCCAAGGUUUUUUUUUCCUCCCCACGCUUGACUUUCCCUGGUAUAAAGGCUGCCUACCGUUGUUUUCUUCCUAUCAGAUUCGCCUGCAUUACGGUCGCCACCAUCGAGACUGCGUCGAAAAGCUCAAUCAGCUGAUUGAGGGGACGUCCUUGUAUGGGUUGACGCUGGACGAGUUGAUCAAAAAAUCCCACGCCGAUUCUAGGUUGGUGGGCGUCUACAAUAACGCCGCGCAGCACUUUAACAAUAGUUUUUUUUGGAAGUGCAUUCAGCCCCUUGGCAGCAAUAUCCCAACGGAUUUAUUGCAGGCGCUAUGCGCGCAAUACGAGUCGCUGGAGGCCUUCGAGGCGAAGUUCAUCACCGCCGGCAUGAACUUGUUUGGCAGUGGGUGGGUUUAUUGGGUCUAUGAUAAAAAGGCAGAGGCGUUUGAUAUUCUCUCCUUGAGCAAUGCGGGCUGUCCGUUAGUGGAUUUCGAUCUCAUUCCGCUUUUAUGCGUCAAUGUGUGGGAGCAUUCCUACUACGUGGACUAUGAAAACGAUCGGGCGAAGUACCUAUCGAGGUUUUUUGAUGUGGUGGACUGGCAUUGGGCCGAACGGCAUUGGAAGCGGGCGACAAACCAGAAAUAUUAUGAGAUGAAUUUCUGGUAA